Messenger RNA from Dibothriocephalus latus, 513 nucleotides. The record is from the annotation of a GenBank genome assembly. NCBI's taxonomy places the organism in Eukaryota, Metazoa, Platyhelminthes, Cestoda, Diphyllobothriidea, Diphyllobothriidae.
AAGUCAACGGAGGUGGAAGUUACGGAACAGGAGGCCGAGGGGACAGACUCACAAGAAGAACGCCAGCCGCCUUCAAAAGUGGAUACUGAGCAGGCUCCGUCCAAUGGACCACCUAAUUUCGAUUUCCAGAGUGCUCGUAGUCGAGAAAUUCACUCCUUUUUGCGUGGCUCAACCUGUUUGUCUGGAGGUCUUGGAUGGUGGAAACAUGAAGUCUGUUAUGGCCGUAAAAUCAUCCAGUACCAUGAGAGCAUGGGUAGUGCUUUUGCCGAUGUAUUUCGAGCUAUUCUUUCCGACCGUCGAUUCCGACGAUGUCCACUGUGUGCUCCACAGUGCGAUGGUGCUCGGAUGGUGAGUUACGCGAUGAUUAGUUUUAAGUUGUUGCAUCUCCCACACUCUCCCCCAGCCGUCCGACAGCAAAAGAAUGGAGGCGAUGACAUGGAUCCCAGUUCACACGGCCUGGGCUUCCAUGUCACAGAUUCCAUCAUAAACCACCUGACCCCAGCCUAUAUUUAG